AUGGCUCACUCGCCGCCGGCGCCAUCGCGACCUCCGCUCCCGCAGACACAGACGUCCUUUUCGCGCAACUUCAGCCCUGCAAAUGGCAGACCCAGCCCGCUUGGCCCUCAGUCACCUCCAUUAGCCAUGAACUACUCCUCACCUUCGCCUCAAGCGUUCUCACCCCAGCAAUAUUUUCAACCGCCAGCCGCGAAGAGACCUAGACUGUCACCCGAUGUCCAGUCCCCUUCUGCUCCCCAAAGCUAUCCUCCCACCCCCACCGCGCAGCCAACCACUCCAGGUGGAAAUGCUCCCGUUAAUGGUUCAGCUGGGCCGCCCCCGGGGCAAGGACUGAUGCCUCCCCCUCAACGUCCUGACAAAGCUGAAGACCGCAACUACGAGGAUAUUCUAGUUGGAACUGGGAUAAAUAUUGAAGAGGAGGCCAGGAUGCUCGUUCAGAACGACUACUUUGGCACUUCAACUCCCCAGACGGCUACUUCUGGCAGUUUUGAGUAUCAAAACAAUUCAUUUCCCCCACCGGGAUCCAGCGGAGGCGUAAGUGCCUCGCAACAAGACCAAGCAGAGGAUACUACCCGGGAACACCAACCGUCAGAAGAAGAGACGAAAGAGAGGGAUGAAGCUCGCGCCGACUGGGAGGCGUCUAGAUACAGCCAGCAUCCACUCUGGGACAUGUUUUUGUUGGGGGGAGCCCUCAAUGAAAAGAUUCGAAACAUCAGCAUCACCGAACAUCUGGUUGAUCCACAGUCUGGAGUUCUAGUCAAUACUCAAAAACAUAUGCCUCCUCCUACGGUACGAGUCAAUGGGCUGGAAGGCGCCUCGCGCAUUAUCGACAAGGGGCAAGCGAUUCUCGACACUGGACAGAAGGGCGAGCGGCUUUCAGACAUCAUGAAGGUCAUCAGUUUGGCAACACGAGCUCGAAUGACUGGUUUGCUGAGCACCUCUUCAAGACUCUCUCAAGAACGUCGGCAGCAUUCUGCUGGAAAGGUACCGGAGGACUGGCAAGAUAUCGCAGUUCAGGCCAAGCCUGCAGCAGAUGUCCCUGAUGGAGCCACCAGCCCAGCAGGUAGCUCCAGUCUGAAGCGUAGGGUUUUGGAUUCCCCACUCCUUUCUUCUGGCGCUGACGAGAAACUAGGCACGCAUUCCCAAACAGGUAGCGAGUCAUCGGUACGCCCUGAGCAGGUUCCUGGACCUAUGCGUCUAAUAUCUACGUUCGAAAAAGUUUCACAGGCGGAGAGAGCUGCAGAGGAAGCACGACGGCAAAAGAGAGUCAAACGAAAAGCCGCCAAAAGAGAAGAAGCAGGCCCAACGGCGACCGGGCCCGAUGCGACGCCUGAGGCUGUCACUGUUGCCAACCUGGACGCAGAGAAAAAGACAACAAAGAAGGAGAGGAAACUGGCAGAGAGCAAAUUCUCCGAACAGCAACAGCACAAGUCUGCUAACGAGGCAGCACGAAUGGCCGUCGCGGGAUUAUUUGGCAGUCGCCUGGGCGGCAAGAAGUCGAGAACGUAUGACUGGAUGAAUGCUGGUAAAGCAGGAGCAAGUCCUGCGGCGACUCCAGGCAGACCAACAGCGUCAGGUGCUCCGUCGACAGCAGGGACACCGGCCCCUGAUCGAGCUCGGACCGCUCCGAGGGAGAAGCAGUUUGGUCAGUGGGACGAAGACAGGGACGUGAAGAUUCAGGCCCGAGAUGUCUUGCUCGUGCUGGAAAGUGACGCCCGUGCCUCACGUUCGUAUGUGAGAGGACUUAGCCUCCCCGAGAAAACUGAUUCUUGA
Molecule: messenger RNA, 1773 nt
Organism: Fonsecaea nubica
Lineage: Eukaryota; Fungi; Ascomycota; Eurotiomycetes; Chaetothyriales; Herpotrichiellaceae
Exons: 1
Coding region: 1-1773 (590 amino acids)
Biological process (GO): DNA-templated transcription initiation
Cellular component (GO): transcription factor TFIID complex
Source: RefSeq, a predicted model, not a curated record